Molecule: messenger RNA, 1639 nt
Organism: Styela clava
Lineage: Eukaryota; Metazoa; Chordata; Ascidiacea; Stolidobranchia; Styelidae
Source: RefSeq, a predicted model, not a curated record
UUUGGACAAUGUUAUGAAUUCUAAUAACUAUGGUUUAUCUUUGCCUUAUAGAUAUUUGUAUUAAUAUGCCUGUGUGCAAGUAUUAUUUGAAAGGCAAUUGCAGAUAUGGUGAUAGAUGCUAUAACGAACAUCGAAGAGACAAUGUGUCGAAUCGACGCCAAGAAAGAUGGGAAGAGGAUGAUUAUGGUGGAUCAUGGCAAGGAAGGAGCAAUAACCAUAAUCAGUAUUCCAGAUCGCAAACAUAUAACAGAUCAAGUAAUAACUUUUAUGAUAAUCGUUAUAGUAGUCCUGUCAGUACAAGCAAUCAAGGAUACAAGCAAGAUACCCGGUCAGAUGAUAACUUUUCUGAUAAUCGCUAUAGUAGUCCUGUCAAUACAAGCACCCAGGGAUACAAACAAGAUAAAUAUCAUUGGUCAAGAAAUAAUCGAUUUUCUGCAUUGGAGCAGGAAGAAAAACCUGACAAUAACACUGAUCUCAUGUUUUCUACAAUUCAGUCAGAUGUAAAAGUAUGGGCAGAAUCUAAAAUGUGGCCAUUUUCUUGCUAUUCUUAUACAAAAGAGUCUGGUUGCAUCGAAGGGUUACCAGAUAUUUCUCCAGAAGAAAUGAGAGUUUUAGCUGUUUUACAUUCUGCGGAGUACCUGAACAUUUUGAAUGAAAUUGAAUCCAAAUACUGCAGAGUAAAAGAUGAAUUGUUUGAUAUGUCUGAUGCCACCAAAAGCAGUCUUGUAUCACAAAUGAACGAUGCAGACAGUAAUCCUUCUCAGGAUCUUAUGAUUUCUUCUCUUUAUGGACCUAAAUUUAAUUUUUCUUCUGAAAAUACUUCUGAACAACUUUCUGAAACUGUGGUAUCUCCACAAACAUCAAUUAGUUUUAAAUCUAAUGACCAGUUCCAGAAUUUAUCUGAUUUAAGUAGCUUUGGUACUCCCGUAAGCGCAAUUACAGCACCUAGAACUCCUGCUUCAAACUCCACCAAAAUUUCACAAAAUAUUUCCGUUUUUGGAGCAUCCACUCCAAGUGUAUCUAAUAAUGCCACAGUGGUAGACAAAGUUUAUACAAAUGAAGACUCUCUAACAGACGAUGAAAGGAAGAAAUUUGAGGCUGACAGGUUUACAGUUGGUGAAAUACCUACUCGACCACCUUCUCAACAAUAUUGUCGAUAAUGCUUCCAAUUUUCACUGUUUUACUAUUAAGUUUGAAGUUUUAAGCAUGGUGAACAAAACAAUAUAUCUAUGAGACUAUGACAAAUUAGCUUGCAUCAUAGAAUUCCUUGAUUGAUGAACAAAUUGAAAAUCCAUAUUGUUAUGCACAAUGAAAAAGAGUCUUAGCAAUUUUUAGUAGACAAAGACUUGCAUCAUUUGAACAAGGUUACUUAUAACUGUAUUAAUAUUAAGCAAUAUAUGACUCUUUGUUUUUAUUUGAGAUGUACAGCCAUGCAUAUUACUAUGUAGGUACAAAAACUUUCCACAUGUUUCAACUCCUAUAUUUGUAUCCACAUCUGCAGCCAAUAAUUAAAUGAAAAAUGUCGUAGCUAAGAGAUCUAACUUCAGUACUUUGUCACAUUUAUUCCUUCUGUUUUAUUUUUAAUCUAUUGUUUUUUUAUGAAUUCUAAUUUCAAAGAAUUACAUUCUCUCUAUGAUAG